Molecule: messenger RNA, 800 nt
Organism: Micropterus salmoides (largemouth bass)
Lineage: Eukaryota; Metazoa; Chordata; Actinopteri; Centrarchiformes; Centrarchidae
Product: ladderlectin-like
Exons: 6
Coding region: 28-567 (179 amino acids)
Molecular function (GO): signaling receptor activity
Source: RefSeq, a predicted model, not a curated record
AUCUUCAACAUCUGCAUCAUCUCCACCAUGAAGACGCUGACUCUGUCUGCACUUCUUUGUGCCAUGAUGGCUCUGACCAGAGCUGCUGUUCUUCCAGACGCAGAGGCUGGAAACUGGACCAACUCGUUCAGUCCAACAGAAGAGAAUCAUGUUGUCAAGAGGUCCACAUCAUGUCCAAAAGAUUGGACUCCUUUUGACGGUCGAUGUUAUCUCUUCGUUCAACAACCCAUGAUUUGGGCUGUGGCUGAGAGAAACUGUCACUCUUUGGGUGGAAACCUCGCAUCUGUUCAAAACUCCAAGGAGUCCGGUGUGAUUCAGGCGGUGAUGACAUUGAGCAACACUCAAAAUCAAGUAAUAGCUUGGCUUGGAGGGUCUGAUGGACAACAGGAGGGACAUUGGUUCUGGAGUGACGGAACGCCUUUCCACUUUACUCAGUGGUGUCCUGGACAGCCUGAUAACGCUGGUGGUCGUCAGAACUGUAUUGGUUUUAAUUUUAGAGACUCGAAAUGCUGGGAUGACCUCUAUUGUGAUUGGCAGUUCCCAUCUAUCUGUGUCAGAGAGGAAUGAUAAAAGCAUGUGUUUGUGUAUCUGAGAGGAAAUUCGUCUCUCUCCAGCCACCAGUCUCAUAUUUGACCUGAAUUCUCUUUAUCUCGAUUUACAUCUUUAUUUCUUCUCUAUCGCUGUAACGCUACUUAAGGAAAGAAGCGACAAGUGACAUAAACAGCAGCUGGAUUGUCUCUGUCUCUUUAAUACGAGCAGACUGAAUGUGUAAUGAAAAGAAAGCUUUUAGCACAACUUUA